AGGAGGUGGAGAGGGCCAUGGUGGAGCAGUACGCAGAGAUGCUGGAGAGGGUGACAGACAAAGGCCCCCCACCAGCCAUGGAUGACCUGGAUGACGACUGAAGUCCGGGCUCCCGGGGAUGCCGCGGCUGCAGGAGCCUCCCAACGCGCCAGUAGCACGCACCGAUGGACAGGCAGCGCGGAGAGGGUUUUCCGAGAGAGCAGAGCUGCCUCAGCUUGUGCCCGCUUGUGCAGCGCACCCGACCCCGGGCGGCAGAAGCAGUCCGGUCUGCCGUGCCCGGUUACCCGCGCGGGGCAUGGGGCAAUAAACGUGUACUGCCGCAGUUGUCUGCUGUGCCCGGGAGCCGUCCGUCCCCACGGGAGAGCCGUCCUUCCCCGCCCGGGAGCGGUCCUUCCCCGCCGGCAGCGGGCGCGCGCCGCCGCCGGGAGCGCGCCCGCGCGUCACCCCGCAGGCCCCGCCCGCUCCCGGCGCUGCAGCUGCCGCCACUUGUGCCGUGUCCGUCCCCGGGCGGUCGCGAUGGUGUUCCGGUGCCAGCGGGACAGCUGGGCCCGGCAGUUCGCCACCAGGGUGGUGUCGUGCCAGGCGGCGGAGCUGCGGCCCGAGGGCGGCGGGGAGCCGGUGCGCGGGUUCCAGGUGGUGCUGGAGGACACCAUCCUCUUCCCCGAGGGCGGCGGGCAGCCGGACGAUCGCGGCCUCAUCGGGGACGUGCCGGUGCUGCGCGUGACCCGGCGGGGACCCGAGGCCGUGCACUUCGUGCCGGCCGCGCUGGAGCCCGGCGCCGAGGUGCUGCUGUCGCUGGACUGGGAGCGCCGCUUCGACCACAUGCAGCAGCAUUCAGGACAGCAUCUCAUCACUGCCAUUGCAGAACAGAUGUUUGGAUUCAAGACAACUUCAUGGGAGCUGGGCCGUCAGCGAAGCCUCAUUGAGCUGGACACCCCCUCAGUGACAGCAGAGCAGGUCAAGGCCCUGGAGAGGAGCGUGAAUGAGAAAAUCCGGGACAGGGUCCCUGUGACAGUGAGGGAACUGGCUGCAGGUGACCCUGAAAUUGAAAGAGUGAGGAGCCGGGGGCUGCCCGACGACCACGUGGGGCCAGUGCGUGUUGUGGACAUCGAAGGCAUUGACUCCAACAUGUGCUGUGGGACUCAUGUCUCCAACCUGAGUGACCUGCAGGUUAUUAAACUCCUUGGUGUGGAAAAAGGGAAAAAGAACAAAACCAACUUGAUUUUCUUGGUGGGAAACAGAGUGCUGAAAUCAGUUGAACAAAGUCACAGUACCGAGAAGGCUCUAACCUCCCUGCUCAAAAAUGGACCAGGUGAGCAUGUAGAGGCUGUGAAAAGACUGCAGAGCUCUGUGAAACUGCUCCAGAAGAAUAACCUGAACCUGCUUAGAGACAUUGCUGUUUUGAUAGCUCGGGACUUCAAGAGCAAACCUGCUCCAAGGCAGCUGUUUGUGUUACACAGGAAAGAGGGUGAUUCUGAAUUUAUGAACAUCAUCGCUAAUGAGAUUGGGACAGAGGAAACUCUGCUAUUCCUGACUGUGGGGGAUGAAAAAGAAGCAGGACUCUUCCUUUUAGCUGGACCUGUUGAAGCAGUUGAGAAUUUAGGUCCCAGGGUGGCAGAGCUGCUGGGAGGGAAAGGAGCUGGAAAGCGUGACCGCUUCCAGGGCAAGGCAGCCAAGAUGAGCCGUCGAGGAGAAGUGGAAGCUCUGCUCCAGGAAUUCAUCAGCCAUCGAAGCCCUGAAGUGCAGGCCCUGAAGCUGCUGCAGUCUCAGCUGGAGGAACUAAAUGGUGCUGUGGAGCCACAGUGGGGCACAACAGGUGUUGGUGUUUCUCAUCACUCAGGACAGACGUCCUUCCUCCACCAUCCACAGUCCAUGCCACAGCCCUGCACCCAGGAGCUGAUCCUGCAUCCCACAGCACAGGCCAGCAGAACACUCGAACUCACCAGCUAAACACACCUUCAGCUUUAAUAAAAUACCUCCUGUGCACAGCCA
This is a messenger RNA of Pipra filicauda (Wire-tailed manakin), 1992 nucleotides long. RefSeq names its product alanyl-tRNA editing protein Aarsd1-like. Gene Ontology annotation, biological process: regulation of translational fidelity; alanyl-tRNA aminoacylation. The coding region runs from base 82 to 1950 and encodes 622 amino acids. Lineage: Eukaryota; Metazoa; Chordata; Aves; Passeriformes; Pipridae. The record is from RefSeq and is a predicted model, not a curated record. Gene Ontology annotation, molecular function: ATP binding; nucleic acid binding; alanine-tRNA ligase activity. The transcript is spliced from 16 exons.